UCCCCUCCACGGCCGCCAUAUUUGUUGUUGUUGUUAUUCAAGACGAGUGAGGAAGGGAAUUCUUGCAAACGAAGAGAAACAUAGGAGAAAGAAGGGGAAAGGAAGAAGGAAAGAAAGAGGAGGUGCCGAGAAAAGAAGGAAAGAGAGGAUAGGAAGAAAGAGAAAAAGAGAUCAAAGGAUAGGAGGAAAUUAAAAGAUAGAUUUUGAGUUCAAGAGAUGCAGCCAAAGAAGUAAUGAUGCUUUUACACCAAACAAAAUAGAGAGAUUGACGAAAUAUAUGUAUGUAUAUAUAUUUGCAUAAACCUAAGGAAAAGGGCAAGAUAUAACCAAGAAAGAAAAGAAAAAAGAGAGGAAGAGGAAUAUACAAAUAAAAAUUAAAAGAGGAUGGGGAAGAGUGAUGGCAAAGGUAAUUCAGAUAUACAAGAAAAAACAGGAAAAGAUGAGAACCGAAGUGAAGAGAAGGCUUAGAUGGCACACCGUCUGAAGUGAAAAAAGCUUAUUUGCCAGCAACAAAGCAAUCUCGUACUAUCAACAUGGCCGAGUCGGGUGAAACCUUCGUUGCUUUCCAAGAAGGAAAUGAUUUUUCAACUGAUGGUUUGAGUAUGUCAACGCUACAUCCUCUUGCUCAGGGACCACUUGUAGUCGUGAAAUGCGAGAGUUCCAGCCUUGAGGAGAUGGUGGUGGGUGGCUGUGAGGAGAAAAUUUCCCUAGAACCUGGCCUUGGGGACGGGCAAUUAACACAUUUAGAGGAACACAGGUCUGGAGUCACUAAGGAGGAGGCAGGGUCACAGAAAAUGUGUAACUUCCCAGUGUUAGAAGUUAUAAUCACUCAUACGUCAGAUGAACAUAUUAAAAAAACUGAUGAUACCAUGGUAGCAGUCUACAAGUCAUCAUCAUCCAAGGAGGAGAUAGUCCUGAGCCUGAAGGAGAUACAGCCCAAGUCUCGGCACAGAGGUGACUCUGUGAUUUAUGUCAAUGAUGGCGAGAAUGUUAUCCACCUGAGCAGGUCAGUUGUGGAUGAGUACCGCAGGAAAUCCAACUACUUUGGACCCCUGAAGGCUGCUGUGGAGAAGGCCAAGCUGGUGCAGGAUGGAGAGGAGAAGGAGGUACUGAGGACCAAGCUGAUGCAGGUCAAAUUUGUGAUGCGGGAUGGCGCGGGGCAGGAGCUGAGUGGUGAAGAAAUGGUCAAGGCCAUGGCAAAAAUCCCUGGCAUCAUCCCGCCCUGUGACCCAGGGAGUAUUCAUGAUGGCAGUGAUGCCUGUCCACUGUCUCCCAACACCAAGGAGGAAGUCGUGACAAUCAGCUUUGGUGAAAAUGACCAAGUGGACAUCCCCAGGAGUGCCAUUGAGCAGUACCGUGCACUCUCCAAGAUCACAGAGCCCCUCACAGCCAAGAAGGAAAAGUCCUUUCGGGAGGAAAAUGGUAGAAAGGUCCCGGUCACUGUGAUAAGCUUAUAUCCAGACAAGGAGAGUGUACCAGUUUCCCCAGUGCAUGAAGAGUCAAUGCAGCAAGUAGACGAACAGCCAGCUAAGCCACGACGAGGAAGGCCAGCAGGGCGAGGAAAGAGGGUGAUUCGGGGUAGGAAAAGAGUCCUUCCAGAUUCUCCAGACACCAAGCCUCUUAUUGAUCCCCAGAGGUCUUUCAAGAGAGAGACCCCAGAGGAGCCACAAAACACAUCCUCAAACAGUGAAGCUGAGGAUGGUGGUAUCAGUGAGCUAGGCUUUGACAGUGGCAUUGUGGUUGUACAGACACCUGGACAUGAAGUGAUGUCGACAGAAGAAGGUUUUAUUGAAAAUGGGGUCACUGAGGUUGCCCUGUUGCCACUGCAGCUGCAGUCAGCACCCAAAGAUAUGGCAGCUGAGUUGACAUCACAGCAGGCAUGGAAAUACCUCACAGAAUAUGCCUCAGAGGAAGAUGCAGUGCAAGGUCUCGUCACACAAUUUAACAAUGAGAGCUGGUUGGAGGUGAAGCGUAUGUCAGACUUCUUCCAUUGUGAUGGUGAGGUUAUGACAGAUAUCUCAUUCAAGGCUGUGUAUAGGAAAGAUGAUACACGCAUUAGUUAUUAUCUUCGGGGCUUCAGCAGACUCCUGAAGACCGGGGAGCUAACCUCAGCAAAUGCUAUCAACCACCUGUUUCGAUGCCUAUCCCCAGACCGCAAACUAUGUCUUGGCCUAAAACCAGCUCUCUUUGAGACACACCUGGAAAGCCAUGAGCAACUUAGGCACUUCUUCAAGCAGAAAGGCCAUAUCAUCUCCACUCCAUUUGAAAGCCUAUUCUCGAAAGAGUGUAAAGGCAUUGUGGUGGUGAAUGGCAAUCCUACUUCUUGCACAUUCACCAGGGGAUCCAAAACAAUUGUUGGAGUCCAAGUCCUGUGUAGGGAGUGUGCGGCGCUUGGCAAGCAGAUGAAUCAACUGCUCAAAGGACAUUCCCACAAUGGAUCCUUGGCCAGGAAUGAGCUUCUGGGUGAAAAGUCAAUGCAGGAGAGAUACAACAACCAGCUCCUGAAGCAGCCUCUCAGAAGCAAAGGCCCGGCAUUGAACAGCAAAGAAAUCCGACACAUCUUCACCCAGAAUGUGUCCGAGAUCAUCUCAAGCCCCUCUGUGUCAGCCAUCAGUUUCGAACAGGAUGACAUAGAUCCUUAUGAGGAGCUUCCAGUGGCUAAGGGCAAGCGCAAGGUGGCGACCCGGAGAAGUGGGGACUUUGAGGGUGACGAGGAUCAUGUGAGGCCAAGCAUAGGGGUCUCAGAGGAGGAAUUCCUGAGGAUGAUAGACCUGUGCCCUCCUGCACCGGGCAUCCUGACGAGGUCUAUUGUUAAGAGAUGUAAUGUGUGCCAGUUCCGGGCUCCCACAAUGCUUGCCUUGUUCACCCACAUGCAGGGCCACAUGGGCGCUUUGAAGGAGAAGUGUGGGGAGUGUAAUGUCCAGUUGUCCAGCAAAGAGGCCAUGGAUGUCCAUAAAAAGCAGAUGCACUCUCAGCGCUCACCUGUGUGUACAAUAUGUCAGCUUGAUUUCACAACCAAAGACCAGUUGUUUGAUCACAUGAACAAACAUCGAAAUCAUCAUCCAUUUGAAUGUCCAAUGUGCGACCACAAGUUAACAAAUAUGGACGCUUAUAAAAAACAUGUUAGAUUGACUCAUAAGGUAAAGUCGGUGCGGGACUUAAAAUUUGCAUGCAAGACAUGCAACAUUCAUUUUUAUACCCGUGACCACUUGCUUCUACACCGUGUCAACCAGAAUCAUGAAGAUGUGGAUCCAUUCUCUUGCAAGGCUUGCUCUUUCAGCAGCACGACAGCGAACGAAUUCCGCAGCCACAUCUGGGAGCACUCUGAGGAGGAGCGGGAGAGUGCCAACAUCGCCAUCUGCCCCCACUGCUACAAGGUAUUUUUCUCAGCCUUCAAGCUCACAUUCCACUUGGAGACGAAGCACCCUCCUCAGGGGAAGGAAGCCGAGGCGCAGUCCCAGCCUAAGCUCGAGCCGGAUGCCAGUGAGCCGCCCAGGAAAAAGAAGAACAAGGGGCCAUACCUACGCUACCUGAGAGCCAACGAGAAGUAUGAGUGCCGCAAGUGCCGCAGGAGAUUCAAGACCCACGAGACACUGGAGAACCAUGAGAAGUUUUCGCAUGGAGAGAAAAAGGUUACCAAGUCGGAGUGCCAGUGCACGCUGUGCGGACGGAGGUUCAAUGCAUUACGGAGGCUAGCGAACCACAUGAAGAUCCACUCUGGUAACCGGCCUGUGUUCCAGUGCGAAGAGUGCGGCCAGAUCUACGGCAAAAAGACGCAGGUGCUGGAACACAUCCGCACCGACCACGCCGAACAGGUCCAGAGGCAUCAGCAGCAGCAGGAGCUCUUACAGAACAACCAACUGGAAGAGCAGGCACUGGUGGACAUCACGGAGCAGCCGCAGCAUGUGACGCUCGAGGGAGGCGCGUCCACCGCUUGGAGCCCCAUCAAGAGUCCCUUCAAGGUGCCGACGGUGGAGCAGACGCAGGAGGCUGUCUACAGUUUGUUGCAGUUGACCGACUUUUGAAUAUUGUUUGUUUAUCGUAUUUUGUAUGUUAUUACCAAAGAGUACUGUUAUCAGCUGGAGUCAGUCCAUCUGAAAUUGUGAUUGUUGUUAUAAAAUGUGUCUAUUUAUUCAGAGAAGACAAUAAAGUGAGGAAAUAAACAAACUAUGGUCUGUAACCAGUGAUGUCAAAUCUUUACUCAAAGAUUGAAAUGUGAUAUUUUUUAUAGGUACCAAUUUAUACUAAAUCAAUCCGUUUUUUAUUUAAUUUUACCUUAUAAAGUGAUAAUUUAUACAA
This is a messenger RNA of Penaeus vannamei (Pacific white shrimp), 4299 nucleotides long. RefSeq lists its product as uncharacterized. Gene Ontology annotation, biological process: regulation of gene expression. NCBI's taxonomy places the organism in Eukaryota, Metazoa, Arthropoda, Malacostraca, Decapoda, Penaeidae. Gene Ontology annotation, cellular component: nucleus. The record is from RefSeq and is a predicted model, not a curated record.